CUGCCCGUGGGGUCCCUGGCUCCAGUUCCUGGCUCCAGUCCCCGGUUCCAGUUCCCCUCCGAGACGCCUCGUAACUGACCGCUCCUCCAAACAACUACCAGAGAGUCCAGACCGUUGCUGCCAACUUCUAGCUCGCCUUUCCUGAUAACAGAAACCACAGUCAAGAUGGCUUCCGCGACCGUGAUCCCCGCCGGCGGCACCUUUGUCGAUACCCUCAAGAAGUCGUUCGUUGACGUGCCCGUCGACAAAGAGAAGGAUAAUGCCAUUGACACAGCUGCCUUCCUCGAUGCUGCCGAGUCCCUGACCACCAUCUUCGACCUGCUCGGCUCGGUCGCCUUCACCCCUGUCAAGAAUGACAUGCUGGGCAACGUCAAGAAAAUCCGUGACCGUCUCCUUGCCGCCCCCGCCGAGUCCGAGACGAUCCAGGAGCUGGUCCUGAACGAGCUCAAGACGAAGAAGCACGUCGCCACCGAGGGACUCCUGUGGCUUAUCCGCGGCCUCGAGUUCGUAUGCAUCGCCCUAAGCCAGAACUUGGCCCAGGCCACCACGGAGCUCGCCGACUCGUUCCGCACCGCCUAUAGCGAGACGCUCAAGCCGCACCACAGCUUCAUCGUGAAACCUGUCUUCAGCGCCGCCAUGAGCGCCGUGCCCUACCGCAAGGACUUCUACGCCAAGGUCGGUAGCGACGAGGAGAAGGUCAAGGCCGACCUGGGCGAGUACCUGGCCUCGCUCGACAAAAUUGUCGGCAUCCUCAAAGGUUUUCUUGACCGCAAGGAGGCCAAGUGGUAGAGCCGCGAGAGGAGGACACGAAAGCUAUAAGGGAAGGAGUAAAAUAUGAUCCCGGUCGGGGAUUCUGUCGGAAGGGCAGAUAAAAUCCGGCGCCGUCGGGCGGGAGUCCAUGCAUGAUGCAGAAGCAUAGACAGUGGAUAGAAACGACAACGUCUGCUUCGAUGAAAAUUCGGAAGAGAAUGAGAUCAUGUCCCUGAAUCCAUCCUAUGGGGGAAAGUCCACGGGGAGAUAGUCCCGUCUGGUGCAAUGAGUGAGAAGGGUGGUGGCAUACACUCGAUUACAUUCAGCUAAAGUGCCAUGCAAAAUGCGAGGGAUCUGUUUUACUGACACCACGGAGCAAGCAACCAAUCGCGAAAAGACACAAAUUAGAUUUUAUACUAUGGAGUCUGGGGAUAUAGAUGCUUGACUACAUCAACGUUGUGACAGUUACGAGCCAAUAUCCAC
Molecule: messenger RNA, 1233 nt
Organism: Gaeumannomyces tritici R3-111a-1
Lineage: Eukaryota; Fungi; Ascomycota; Sordariomycetes; Magnaporthales; Magnaporthaceae
Product: HET-C2 protein
Exons: 4
Coding region: 166-789 (207 amino acids)
Biological process (GO): intermembrane lipid transfer; ceramide transport
Cellular component (GO): membrane; cytosol; cytoplasm
Molecular function (GO): ceramide 1-phosphate binding; ceramide 1-phosphate transfer activity
Source: RefSeq, a predicted model, not a curated record